CUUCAUGCGACGGCGCUGGGCGCGGGCUCGGAGCGGCUGCGGUGCGGCGCUUCCCGCCGGGCCUCAGCGCAUGUGAGCGGCAGCGCGGCGGCGGAUCGGCCAUGCGGUGGCCCCGCGGCCCCCGCGGCGCCUGGCGGCUGCUGCCCCGGCGCUCGCUAUUGGCCGUGCUCUUCCUUUUCUCGCUCUCCUCCUCCUUCCUCUACUUCGUCUAUGUGGCGCCGGGCAUCGUGAACACCUACCUCUUCAUGAUGCAAGCACAAGGCAUCAUGAUUCGUGAAAACAUGAGAACAAUAGGAGCUCAGGUGUAUGAGCAGGUGGUCCGCAGUGCCUAUGCCAAGAGGAAUAGCAGCGUGAAUGACUCAGAUUAUCCUCUUGACUUGAAUCACAAUGAAACCUUUCUGCAAGCUACAACUUUUCUUCCUGAAGAUUUUACAUACUUCCCCAACCACACCUGUCCCGAAAGGCUCCCUUCUAUGAAGGGCCCUAUUGAUGUAAAUAUGAGCGAGAUUACGAUGGAGGACAUCCACCAGUUCUUCUCCAAAGACCCUUCCAUCAAGCUGGGAGGCCACUGGAAGCCAAGCGACUGCCUGCCUCGCUGGAAGGUGGCGAUCUUGAUCCCAUUCCGCAAUCGCUAUGAGCAUCUUCCAGUCCUUUUCAGACACCUUAUUCCAAUGCUGCAGCGUCAGCGUUUACAGUUUGCAUUUUAUGUUGUGGAACAAGCUGGUACUCAGCCCUUCAACCGUGCCAUGCUCUUCAAUGUUGGCUUUCGGGAAGCCAUGAAGGACUUGGACUGGGACUGUCUCAUCUUCCAUGAUGUGGACCACAUACCAGAAAAUGACCGCAACUAUUACGGGUGUGGACAGAUGCCAAGACACUUUGCAGCCAAGCUGGACAAGUACAUGUACCUGCUGCCCUAUAAUGAGUUCUUCGGUGGGGUGAGCGGCCUGACUGUUGAGCAGUUCUGGAAGAUCAAUGGUUUCCCCAAUGCCUUCUGGGGCUGGGGUGGCGAGGAUGACGACUUAUGGAACAGAGUGCAGUAUGCAGGCUAUUCAGUGACUCGACCGGAAGGAGAUACAGGGAAAUACAAAUCAAUUCCCCACCAUCAUCGAGGAGAAGUGCAGUUCCUAGGAAGGUAUGCCUUGCUGAGGAAGUCAAAAGAAAGGCAAGCCCUGGAUGGCCUCAAUAAUUUGAACUACUUUCCUAAUGUCACAUAUGACGCCUUGUAUAAGAACAUCACUGUUAACCUGACACCAGAGCUGGCUCUGGUAACUGAAUAUUAAGUGGAGAAAAUAACUUUGCUCUGCUCUUCACCAAGAGAGCAUCACACCUGACUUUCUUUUCCAAGGGUUGUCAAGGACGAAAUACUUUAUCUAAUGAAGGAUCACAGUAUUUUGGAGUAUAAGGCUGAAAGUGCACGCACAAAUUGUCCCAGCUAUCCCAGCGCUACCUGAUCCUCAUGCAGUGAGCUCCACAGGCUUUUUUGUUCCCUGCCACUUGCUUUCUGGGUUUCAGGACAGCUGUUGGAGCUGCUGCUCUCAUCUCCACAUUCCUCCAGCAGUCCUCAGCUCUGGGCUCACUUAGGGCAUGUUCUUUCCUCUGGCAAGUGUUUGGAGCAAUGCAGUUGGAGCUACUCUGGUGGGAGACCAGACAACUUCUGGUACCAUUCUUCUACAUUUGUGCUGUUUUUUAAAAUGACCUGCUUAAAGUAUAUACAUCAGAAUCGCUUCUUAAAGAAGUGUAAAUGUAAAUAUGCUGUGUAAGUUGCUCAUUUUUAUUAUCUUCUAUGGUUUGAAUCCAAGCUAGAGGUCUACAUGAAGUCACUCUCUCAUCUUAGUCCUGAGUUCUGUAAGCACUUGUGUGCGCAUCACUGUACCUGUGCAAGUUGUUCCCUAUUCCACCAGUGAGACUGCUUGCAUGAUUUAAGCUAUACAUAUGCAUUAAUAUUUGUGGGACAGAGCCCUUGGCAUUAAAAGCCGCAGAUGAGAAAUACAACCAUGUUGUCACUCCUUACAGGAAUCAUGUAGGUGGCUCCUUCUGGGAAGAGAGAAUAAUAUUUCUGUCAUGUUUGUGACAUACUGUGCAGAUCAGUGUGAAGCUGUAUGGGAUGGGAUCCACCACCUGUUCUGUACAACCCAAUGGCAGGCAUGGCUCUGCAGCUCCCUGGGAGCUCACCUCGUCCCUGCCAUCCCCACGUGGAGCAGAAGGGUUUGAGGGUUGUUCUGUGGAAGAGAAUUAGGUAAGCAGUGAGUGAACCCAGUGAACAGUAGCAACCGACCCGUGGUUGCUACUGUUGGCCACCUGAAAGCACUGGCAGGAGUGCAGCUGAUGGGCAGGCUGUCAGCAGACACCAGUACGGGAAAGAUGAAGGACACGUGAGUUCAGCUUAUGCAAGCUUGCGGACUAGGAACCUGACAGCUUGGUCUGGUGCCCCAUCCAGCCUCUGGAAUUCUGUGCCCCCAUCCUUGCUCUGCAGCAGGCUGGGCUGUGACUGUCCCAUCCCCUUCUUGCCCAAGUCAGUCUGUAGGUUACGCAGCAUGUAUACAGUCAUUUUUACUGGACUUCCCCAACUUAAAGGUAAAUAUAUUGGGGGUUGUGUUUUAAAUUCUAUUUAUACAAAGCACUUGUAUUUCUUCUCAGAAGUACUUUAACUUUCUUCUUAUUGCAUUGUUUACCUUAGGCUUCCUUUCUGUUCAUAGUUUACAUUCUUUUCUUGGUUUCGUGGACGUAUGAUCCCCAUACACAUCUGUUGUGGGUGUGACUGCCCAGAGCAUUCCUAACCUGUAUCUGGAAAAAGAGGGUUAGAACGUAGAGUUCUGGUGGUGUGGAUCUUACUGGCCAGCAUGAGAGGACAGCGAGCCUGCCCUUGAAAAGCGCAGAUAGUUUAGAACUUAGGUUUAAAGCCUUUGAAUUUACACGUGCUUUAAAGUCACUUCCCAAGGGGAUCCAGCAUGGUUAUUUAUAGGCAGAGGUGAGGAUUUGCUUUUUAUGAUGCAUAUAGCAAUAAAGACUUCCUUCAAUUUCUGAAUCUUGAUCUCUAAUUCACGUGGAUCCUUUUCAGAUGCUAAACCUGUGUUAUCCUAACCCUCUUUUUUUUAUUCUUGAGAUGUUGCUAGAAAUCUCUUUGUUUAAUGGUGCUUCAAAUAAGGAAUGUAUUUCAACUUGUUGACGUUCACUACUGCAGGAAAUCAUGCAUGUGUGUGUGAGUAGGUGUUUAUCUACCUUCGUUUGAAUCCUUAGCCUUUGAAGUGUACCUGACUUCCAUUGCACCUUGUGUUGAACAAAGUGCGAUGUUACCUCUGAUCAGAAAUGCACUGUAGAGAUGGCGUAAGAAUCCAUUUCCCCAUAGCAACAUCCCUGUUCAUAGUUCCUUUGUUCUAAUUACAUUGAAAUUUUCCCUUUUCAAAAUGUGGAAUAUCUUUAAAAUGUGCACUGUUAAUCUUAUGAGAUAUAUCAAAUACUUUACAGUAAGUGUAACUGUUAAAAACACACUGUCAAACACGCGUGCUGUUGUGCUGUAAAAAUUCUUGUAUCAAGGAGAUCUUGUACAUAUUCUGGCAGCUGAAAUCCAUCGAGGCUACGUGUUCACCCCUUCCGUGAUGCCAUGGCAUUACAGUCCCAUGGCGGACAGACCAUGUUCAAUGCUGACUUUUUUUUUUUUUUUUUUUUUUUUAAAUAAGUGGCCAUAGGAGUUUAAUUUGCAGAAGUACUUAUUUUUGGUUUGUUACUCGUAGAGCUCUGCUUGUCUAGGAAAGGUACUGUCGGAGCAAUGGCCACAAACUGAAGUCACUCACCAGUAGAGGUGGCUUCAAACUAUAUUGUCUUUCUGCUGUCAUUGCUCUUGAGCUUACUGCUAUGUUUUUAAGAGAUGCCGGGGGACAUUUUUGCACUGAAGACAAAGUGUUUUAAAACACACACACACACACACUUCUCAGCAAAGCAAUCCUUUGUGUCAUUACAUUUAUUUACCCGUGUCUUUGUACAUUUUUGUAUUUGUUAAUUUAUGAAUGAUUUUUUUCAGUAAAAAAAAAAAGACAUAUUCAAGAA
Messenger RNA from Coturnix japonica (Japanese quail), 4044 nucleotides. RefSeq names its product beta-1,4-galactosyltransferase 5 (gene B4GALT5). Gene Ontology annotation, molecular function: UDP-galactose:glucosylceramide beta-1,4-galactosyltransferase activity. Gene Ontology annotation, biological process: carbohydrate metabolic process; glycoprotein biosynthetic process. The record is from RefSeq and is a predicted model, not a curated record. Gene Ontology annotation, cellular component: Golgi apparatus. NCBI's taxonomy places the organism in Eukaryota, Metazoa, Chordata, Aves, Galliformes, Phasianidae.